AUGAGUCUCCUCGUGCUGCUGAAGAAGCAGCUCACGCCAACGAAGCUGCUCUUCCAUGUGCUCUUCUGGGCGUUUCACUGGGGACUGUUUGCUUAUGGAUGGUGGAAGCAAGCAACUGAUGCCCGUCUAGCGGGUCUAAACAGUUUAAAGUACUCAGUCUGGUUCUCUCGAGGUGCCGGUCUAGUAUUGAGUGUAGAUGGCAUGCUCAUCCUGUUGCCAGUUUGCAGAACGAUUAUGAGGUUUAUCCGACCUAAGAUCAGAUUCAUCCCACUCGAUGAGAACAUUUGGAUGCACAGACAGCUCGCUUACGCUAUGCUUCUCUUUACCAUUAUCCAUACUGCAUCUCAUUACGUUAACUUCUUCAACGUUGAGAAGACACAGAUUCGCUCCGUAUCGGCAGUCCAGAUUCACUACGCCCAACCUGGUGGUAUCACCGGCCAUGUCAUGCUCCUUUGCAUGCUCCUGAUGUACACGACAGCCCACCACCGCAUUAGACAGCAAUCCUUCGAGACCUUCUGGUACACUCACCACCUUUUCAUCCCCUUCUUCCUCGCCCUGUACACCCACACGACUGGCUGCUUCGUCCGCGACACUGCCGACGGCUUCUCGCCCUUUGCCGGUGAGCAGUACUGGGAGCACUGCAUCGGCUACCUCGGCUGGCGCUGGGAGCUCUGGACGGGCGGCUUCUACCUCCUCGAGCGCCUCUACCGCGAGAUCCGCGCCAUCCGCGAAACCAAGAUCACCCGCGUGGUCCGCCACCCCUACGACGUCGUCGAGAUCCAGUUUCACAAGCCCUCAUUCAAGUACAAGGCCGGCCAGUGGCUCUUCCUGCAGAUGCCCCAAGUCUCCAAGUACCAAUGGCACCCCUUCACCAUCACCUCGUGCCCCUACGACCCUUACGUUUCCGUGCACAUCCGCCAAGUCGGUGACUUCACCAAGGAACUCGCCAACUCGGUCGGCGCCGGCCCCGCCCAAGCUAAGCUCUACGACGGCGUCGACCCCAACGGCAUGUACGAAGUCGCCCUUAUGAACGGCGACCACCUGCCCCCGCUCCGCAUCGACGGGCCCUACGGUGCUCCAGCCGAAGACGUCUUCGAGAACGAGAUCGCCGUGCUCAUCGGCACCGGUAUCGGCGUCACCCCCUGGGCCUCCAUCCUCAAGAACAUCUGGCACCUGCGCAACGGGCCGAACCCGCCCACCCGCCUGCGCCGUGUCGAGUUCAUCUGGGUGUGCAAGGAUACCUCCUCGUUCGAGUGGUUCCAGAUUUUGCUGAGUUCACUGGAGCAGCAGUCGAGCGAGGCAGCCCGGAUUCCCGGAUCGAGCGGCAUAGAGUUCCUCAAGAUUCAUACGUACCUCACCCAGAAGCUGGACAUGGAUACCACGCAGAACAUUGUGCUGAAUAGUGUCGGUGCCGACGUGGAUCCGCUGACGGAGCUGAAGGCGAGGACGAACUUUGGUCGGCCCAACUUUCAAAGGUUCUUUGAGAGCAUGCGGAACGGGAUUUUGGAUCGGACGUAUCUGAAUGGGUUGGAGGGGAAUAUGCGGACGACGGUGGGAGUGUAUUUCUGUGGGCCUAGUGCUGCUGCCCGUGAUAUCAAGAAGGCGGCUAAGGCGGCGACGUCUCGUGAGGUCGAUUUUAGGUUCUGGAAGGAACACUUCUGA
Molecule: messenger RNA, 1662 nt
Organism: Neurospora tetraspora
Lineage: Eukaryota; Fungi; Ascomycota; Sordariomycetes; Sordariales; Sordariaceae
Product: putative nox1
Exons: 4
Coding region: 1-1662 (553 amino acids)
Biological process (GO): superoxide anion generation; defense response
Cellular component (GO): NADPH oxidase complex; plasma membrane
Molecular function (GO): superoxide-generating NAD(P)H oxidase activity
Source: RefSeq, a predicted model, not a curated record